Homo sapiens (human) is the source of this 358-nucleotide messenger RNA. It is a transcript of the gene FREY1, whose product is annotated as Frey regulator of sperm-oocyte fusion 1. NCBI's taxonomy places the organism in Eukaryota, Metazoa, Chordata, Mammalia, Primates, Hominidae. Gene Ontology annotation, molecular function: protein-macromolecule adaptor activity. The transcript is spliced from 3 exons. The record is from RefSeq and is marked validated. Gene Ontology annotation, biological process: sperm-egg recognition; fusion of sperm to egg plasma membrane involved in single fertilization; protein-containing complex assembly. Gene Ontology annotation, cellular component: endoplasmic reticulum membrane; membrane. Bases 27 to 323 code for a protein of 98 amino acids.
GACAGGAGCCAGGACCCGUGUAGGAGAUGGUUCUCGCCAUGCUGGGGGCUCUGCACCCCCGGGCUGGGCUCAGCCUCUUCCUCCACCUCAUCCUGGCAGUGGCACUGCUUCGCUCCCAGCCUCUGAGGUCUCAGCGGUCUGUUCCUGAGGCAUUUUCCGCCCCCCUGGAACUCUCGCAGCCACUUUCCGGCCUGGUGGAUGACUAUGGCAUCCUCCCCAAGCACCCAAGGCCGCGAGGGCCUCGACCCCUCCUGUCUAGGGCCCAGCAGCGCAAGCGGGACGGGCCCGACCUUGCCGAGUAUUACUAUGAUGCACACCUAUGACCCAAGGCCCUCAUAAAGAUACCAUGUGUGACAAA